AAAAAAGAAAAUUAAAAACAAAAAAAGGGGGUUUAAAAGAGGAAUGGAGAAAUGGAAGAAUGCAUGACUUGUGCAGAGACUGUCAUAAAAGAGGGGAUGCUGAUGAAACAGACCAGCUCCUUCCAGCGCUGGAAGAGACGAUACUUUAAGCUGCGAGGACGAACACUCUACUAUGCAAAAACUGCUAAGUCCAUUAUUUUUGAUGAGGUGGAUCUGACAGAUGCCAGCGUGGCAGAAUCCAGCACAAAGAAUGUCAACAACAGCUUCACGAUUAUCACUCCAUGUCGGAAGCUCAUCCUUUGUGCUGAUAACAGAAAAGAGAUGGAAGACUGGAUUGCAGCACUGAAGACUGUACAAAACCGUGAACAUUUUGAGUCUACCCAGUACAGCAUGGACCAUUUCUCAGGGAUGCACAACUGGUACGCCUGCUCCCAUGCCCGGCCAACGUACUGCAACGUGUGUCGGGAGGCCUUGUCUGGGGUCACGUCACAUGGGCUGUCCUGUGAAGUGUGCAAGUUUAAAGCCCACAAGCGCUGUGCUGUGCGGGCAACCAACAAUUGCAAGUGGACAACUCUGGCCUCUAUCGGGAAGGAUAUCAUUGAGGAUGAAGAUGGGAUCUCAAUGCCACAUCAGUGGCUGGAAGGAAACCUGCCUGUGAGUGCUAAAUGCACUGUGUGUGAUAAAACCUGUGGCAGUGUCCUGCGCUUGCAAGACUGGCGCUGCCUGUGGUGCAAAGCCAUGGUACACACAGCAUGUAAAGAGUUGUUGCCAAACAAAUGCCCUCUUGGGCUCUGCAAAGUGUCUGUCAUUCCUCCUACUGCUCUUAACAGCAUUGAUUCAGAUGGUUUCUGGAAAGCUACUUGUCCCCCUUCUUGCACAAGCCCUUUGUUGGUCUUUGUCAACUCAAAAAGUGGAGACAACCAAGGAGUAAAAUUUCUACGAAGAUUCAAACAACUGCUGAAUCCAGCCCAGGUGUUUGACCUAAUGAAUGGAGGACCUCACCUUGGCUUUGCUUUAAUUGAUGUGGCCAUGAGUGUGAAGGCAUGCCAGCUGGGAGUGUUGCCCUUGGGAACAGGGAAUGACCUUGCCCGUGUUUUAGGCUGGGGUUCUGCUUGUGAUGAUGACACUCAGCUCCCACAGAUCCUGGAGAAGCUGGAGAGGGCCAGUACCAAAAUGUUGGACAGGUGGAGCAUCAUGGUGUAUGAAACCAAACUCCCUCGCCAGGCCUCCACUUCCACAGUCACUGAAGAUUGCAGUGAGAAUUCAGAGGUGCAGAAGAUUCUCUGCUAUGAAGAUUCUGUGGCUGCUCAUUUGUCCAAAAUUUUGACUUCUGACCAACACUCAGUGGUGAUAUCCUCAGCCAAAGUGCUUUGUGAAACAGUGAAGGAUUUUGUGGCUCGAGUAGGGAAAGCCUAUGAGAAGGCAACAGAAAGCUCAGAAGAGUCAGAGGUCAUGGCCAGGAAGUGCUCUGUCCUGAAGGAGAAGCUGGACUCAUUGCUGAAGACACUGAAUGAUGAAUCUCAAGCAUCUUCCUCUCUGCCCAACCCUCCUCCCACCAUUGCAGAGGAGACAGAGGAUGGGGAUGGGUCGGGCAGUGCUGGUGACUCUUCAAGUGAGCUUUCGAUGGGCUCGGCAUGCACUGCGCGGCCCCAGAUAUUCCGUCCCCGAGAGCAGCUCAUGCUGAGAGCCAACAGCUUGAAAAAAGCCAUUCGCCAGAUAAUAGAGCAUGCAGAGAAAGCUGUAGAUGAGCAGAAUGCCCAGACCCAGGAGCAAGAGGGCUUCCUCCUCAGUCUCUCAGCCUCUGAGGAGGGUAAGGAACUGAGGAAUGAGGAUAAGAUUUCCAUGCAGUCAUCACACAGCAGCAGCUACGGAGUGUCCAAGGGGAGGAGCCAGAGGAAAGCCUCCAAGUCUCCUUGUGAAAGACUAAUAAACAAAGGAAGUUUGUCACUGGGCAGCUCUGCAUCCCUUCCUCCCCAGACAGGAAGCCGGGACAACUUGCCAAUGCUGAACACAAAAAUCCUGUACCCAAAUAUCCGUCCUGGCAUGUCAGGUUCUUUGCCUGGGAGCUCUGUCAUCAGCCGAUUGUUGAUCCAUGCUGAUCCCUUUAACUCUGAGCCUGAAAAUCUUGAAUGUUAUACAGAAAAGUGUGUAAUGAAUAAUUACUUUGGAAUUGGACUGGAUGCAAAGAUUUCUUUGGACUUCAACAACAAACGUGAUGAGCACCCAGAGAAAUGCAGAAGUCGUACUAAGAACAUGAUGUGGUAUGGAGUACUGGGGACCAAGGAGCUGCUGCACAGAACAUAUAAAAACCUGGAGCAGAAGGUCUUGCUGGAGUGCGAUGGGAGGCCUAUCCCUCUGCCCAGCCUCCAGGGGAUUGCUGUACUCAACAUUCCCAGCUAUGCAGGAGGCACCAACUUCUGGGGGGGAACCAAGGAAGAUGAUACAUUUACAGCCCCUUCCUUUGAUGACAAGAUUUUGGAGGUGGUGGCCGUGUUUGGUAGCAUGCAGAUGGCAGUGUCACGUGUGAUAAACCUACAGCAUCACCGGAUUGCACAGUGCCGGACAGUAAAGAUAGCAAUCCUUGGAGAAGAGGGCGUUCCUGUUCAAGUGGAUGGAGAAGCCUGGAUCCAGCCUCCAGGUUACAUUUGGAUUGUUCAUAAGAACAGGGCACAGACCCUCACUCGAGACAGGGCAUUUGAGAGCACCCUGAAGUCUUGGGAGGACAAACAGAAGUGUGAGUUGUCACGACCCUCUUCUUUCUCUCUGCAACCAGAGAUCAUGUCUGAAGAAGAAUCCACCCAAAUCAUCCAGUUUGGUCAAGCUGCAGGUGCUCUGAUCCACAGCAUUCGGGAAAUAGCUCAAUCCUAUCAGGACAUGGAACAGGAGCUUGCCCAUGCUGUCAAUGCCAGCUCCAAGUCUAUGGACAAAGUCUAUGCUAAAUCCAAGUCUACAGAGGGUCUGAACUGCAGCCUUGUUGUAGAGAUGGUGAAUAAUGUCAAAGCCCUGCACAAUGAGACAGAGCUGCUGCUGGCAGGCAAGAUGGCACUGCAAUUAGAUCCUCCACAAAAGGAGCAGCUCCAGGCAGCCCUGGCAGACAUGGACCUCCAGCUGAGGAAACUGGCAGACAUCCCUUGGCUGUGGCAGCUUAUGGAACCCUGUGAUGAGGAGAACCAGAUGCUGGAUUAUUCUAAACGCAGCCGCAGUGGCAAAUUCCGCCUGGUGACCAAGUUUAAAAAGGAGAAGAACAACAAAAAUAAGGAGACUCACAGUAGCAUGGGAUUGCCGGUUCACCUCUGGGGAACGGAGGAGGUUGCGGCGUGGCUUGAGCACCUCAGUCUUUGUGAGUAUAAGGAUAUCUUCAUCCGGCAUGACGUCCGGGGCUCUGAGCUCCUGCACCUUGAACGGAGGGACCUCAAGGACCUGGGUGUGACCAAAGUGGGUCACAUGAAGAGGAUAUUGCACGGGAUCAAGGAGCUGAGCCGGAGUACUCCUGCCAGCGAGGCUUAGCUUCUGUUUUCACAGCCUGUGUCUACCAUUCUCCCUAACUGCACAGCAGUCACCUCACAAAGCAGAUGUGCUCACAACUAUCUCUGCUGAACGGCCAAAUUUUAGCUGUUCAGAGCUCAUAUCAACCAAGCAUGGUGCUACAUUUUUCCUGUGGGGUAUGGCUGCAUCCAGUGGAGAGGCGCUUCCUCUGCGGUUGGCAGAACCUCCUGGAGAGAACUCACUCGCUGUUCGAAGAGCCAUGCCCUGUGUCGUGAGAAGUUCUGAUUCCAGGGACAGUCCAGGAUUCUUGAGAACUGCAACACAGAUACCUUUACUGGAUAACUUCAUCACAGUAGAAUCAUUCAGGGCAAAAGAUGUAUUGGCCAGUCUUAGUUCAGAAGCAUCUGACAGUCUUUUCAGACACAAAACUUUCCUGCUCAUCUGUGUCACACCUGUAUUUAGCAUAUUUAAGUGGCACAAAAACCUCUCCUUGCUUCUUGCUAAUCCCUUUUGAAUGCAUCUGUAGUUGUGUGCAAUUGGCAUCUGAAAUUCAAAGCCAGUGCAGACCUCUUCCAAUGAAUAUUCAGUGAUUCUCAUUCACUCACACUCUUGCAACAAACAGAGCAUGUGCUUCAGAAGGAGCUUGCACCAGCUAACAGGGUCUUCUGCUGGUCCUGCUCUCCUCUUCCAGCCAGGGGCAAUGGUACAACCUUCAAGUUUUCACAAAAAAUGUGGUGCUGAGUCAUCACAGACAAUUGUGCAGAAAUUCUUGGAAGUAAGAAAAGAAAAAUCUGGAGAGCCAAAUGGUUACAGGAGAUUAGCUCUGACAUUCCUUCAUCUCUGGGAGAACAGAUAAAAGGGAAAGGAAAGCUAAUGAGCUGUUUGGGCUACACAAGAAGGGAGAUAUAGGACAACUUGCUUCAUCUUGGGAGAGGGAGCAGCAUGACUGGCAAUGGCCAGGGGAGCUUCCUGCCUGUUUAGUGCCACUUCUGUGGCCACAAACAUGAGGGCGGUUUCUUUACUUCAGCUUGCAGUGUAGAAAACUAUUUCUGUCACAAAAUAUGCGAUUUAAGUCUAGUACGUGUAUCUUUUCACUUGUCUUGGUAUCAGUAGCUUUUCCAUCUUCCUUCUCUUUCUUGCUGCUUUGCUCCUUCACUCCAGGGUGAUACAAAAGAUUAGAGUAGCUCAGUUCUCCUUGGCUGUACCCCUAAGAGAUUGCUUCUGCUGUCAAACAUUGGGGCUCCUGUAAGAAUGCUGAGAUAAGGAGGAUUGUUAUCGAGAAAACCAGCAUCAUAAUGAAAACUGGAAUAUUUUGAUAAAUUGCCUUUGGUAUCAUCAACAGUGGAGCAUGGAAAAAUUAGUGCCUCUGAAUUAGAGUUUCUAGAUGGCUGACUCCAGUUGGGUGGCUGUUAAAGCCCAAGACCAGUAUGCAUAUUAUAUCACCAUCUUUAUCACUGCAAAGGGAAUUUGGCAACAGUCAGUGCUGUAAAAUGUCAGACAGCAGAAAUUUUAAAUUGUUUUUGUCAUUUUCUGUGUAUUUUUAAUUAUUACAGAAUGGCACCUGACAAUGGCUGCAGACAGAAAAGCCCACAUACACAGUGGCAUAAAAGAUAAUUUGCUGAUGACAUAAUUCUUCUUUUUUUUCACUUAUAACGAUAUUUAUCAAAUUGAUAUCACUUCUCUAGUCUAAUAACAACCAAUUGAGUUAGUUGAUGUAGAGAUUUGUCAGCUUUAUAAAGGCUCAGGGCUGAUUUUGUUUCAGCUGGGCAAACUCCAUUGAAUUCCUUAGCAUUUCACCAAGGGUUAUUCUGACUCUGCCUGUCUGUUCUAACCAGACACAUAACAACAUAUUCUCCCAUGUGUCUCCUCUCAGCCUGAUGAGUGACAGGUUUUGCUCAUGAGAAGGUAAAAGAAGACUAAACAUACUUUAUCCAGCUACAAACACUUGUGGUAUAAAUACUGUGGGACCUGAACAGGAAAUAUGUCCAUCCUUGCCCUGAAUGUAUUUCUCCUAUGUGUAUGUUGGCAAUUGCUUCCAUAGCUGUAUUUUUUAUUUAUCAGUACAGACCCCCUCUGACUAUAUUGAAUUCCUGAGGUAUCAGGUAAGCAAGAAUUGCAAGCAUACUGUAUUGCCCUACUUGCUUGUUGCAGCACAGAGCAGUGUCUGGAUGAAAACGAGGAGAAACCUCUUUUGGAGAGCCCCAGGAUACAGCCAUCCUCAGUGGUGAUGUGCAGUGACCUCACAGGGUGUGCAUGCCACUGUCUAUCCCAGAACUGUGCGUGGCUGGGACAUCCAUGUGCCUUCCCAGGAGAGGGCAGCAGGGGGCUGAGGCAGGUGAUAACUCCGGAGAACAGGUGAGAUCUUUGUUUGUCCCUGUAUGUUCCUAGUGAAGGAGCUGUUCUGUGAACUUUCCCCAGGCAGCCUUAUCGUUACAGAUGCAUAAACAGUAAGUGCUUGCCUUGCAUAAUCCUUGAGGUAUUAAAUUCUUGCUUCCAUAGAAACAGCUCCUCUUUCCUCUUUCUGCCUAGAGCAACAGAGGAAUCCAAAGAGUUUUUACAUUCAGGUGUAUUCCUUAAUUCAUGCCAUAUUUAUCAAGAACUGAUGGCCAUUGGCCAUUUGCAUGAGUGAUGAGGCAUGCACAGACCCAUCUUCAUUUCUUCUGCUUUUAUGAUCUGUGUGUCAAUGCCUUCAGAUCCUUUUUGUGCACAUGCACAUUUAUCAAAGGGUUGACAGCCACUAUAUUCCUGUCUGUUACUUAUCAGAGGCAGGGAGGGAGUUCUGCCUUCUGUUUAGAGCUAGAAAACAGGAUCUGCGUUUAACCUGAGUGCCUUUGAAUAUUUAUUUAAGUAUAGAUCUAAAAAACCCCAAAGUGUUGUAGCUCUGUGUGUCUCACUAGGAAAAGUGCAGAUUUCUGUUGGCAAGUUUUUUGUGAGUAGAUGAAGACAAUUUGUGUUGAACAUCAGUGAGCCUAUCUGCAAAGUAGGGAGCCAGGUAAAACUCCUGGCUACGUUAUUCUGAGUUUCUCUUGUGACUUCUGAUAAUUUUUUGUGGGAGAGAAACUCAGGAAAGGCAACUAGUAAAAAAAAUGUGCUGCUUUGCCAAAAAGAGACUGUCUAGCAGUCUCAAGAGCACCAGCCUGAGAGAAGCUAGAACUGCACGUAUCACACAGGUAUUUAGACCCUGAAGAAAAGCAACUUCUGUGAAAGCCAUGUGGCAUCUUCUCCCUCACCCCUGGCAGUGGCUGCAGUGAGCUGGGCACGGGGUUUCUUCUCCUUGGAAGAGGCUUCACUCUGUUCUCUGACAUUCUGGCACCAUCCUGGAUAUUUAAUGGCAGAUUCUGGGGAAUGGUGGUUGGGGCUGAGAUUGCAUUCACUGGAGACUGGAGGGAGGUUUGGCUGUUGGCAGUGCCCUGGGCUGCCCUCGAGAGGGCUGUUGUAGCUU
Molecule: messenger RNA, 6928 nt
Organism: Ficedula albicollis (Collared flycatcher)
Lineage: Eukaryota; Metazoa; Chordata; Aves; Passeriformes; Muscicapidae
Gene: DGKD
Product: diacylglycerol kinase delta
Exons: 30
Coding region: 52-3507 (1151 amino acids)
Biological process (GO): lipid phosphorylation; diacylglycerol metabolic process; intracellular signal transduction
Molecular function (GO): ATP-dependent diacylglycerol kinase activity; protein heterodimerization activity; protein homodimerization activity
Source: RefSeq, a predicted model, not a curated record